Molecule: messenger RNA, 1092 nt
Organism: Solanum lycopersicum (tomato)
Lineage: Eukaryota; Viridiplantae; Streptophyta; Magnoliopsida; Solanales; Solanaceae
Source: RefSeq, a predicted model, not a curated record
AUGUCGAGUCUUCGCAUUCAAGGUAAUAGUUCUGAGCCUAACACUCCUACCACAAAUCAGUCAGAUACACCUGAUCAUGACAAUACACAACUUGGCAUGAGGGACAUGCAUAAUAGACUUGUCAUUGAGCCUGAAGGCUACACUUUCAAUCUAGAUGAUGUUGUGGGGAUCAUUUCUCAGAAAAAAGGUGCUUGGCGUCCGGAACAUGAGGCCAAAACUUGUGCAAACUUUCACAAGAAAGCUACGCAUACUCUUGCUAGUUUGUUUAAUAAAGCUCGUAGAGAUAACAACAAACCUAGCUGGGUUCUACCGGAGGAUUGGGAAAAAUUACUCGUGCAUUGGAAAUAUGAUCCAAGAUUUAAGCAGAUGAGUGAGAUCGGUAAAAAGACAAGAUCAUCUACUAAGGGUGGUUCUCUACACACAAGUGGGGCUCAAAGUCAAGGAAGUGUGAGGAGGAAAUUGGAAAAGGAACUAGGAAGACCGAUAACUCAAGCUGAGGCAUUUAAGGCAACACACAUUAGAAAGAAGAAAAAUCCUGAAGAUCCAGACGUGUGGGUUGAACCGCGAGCUGAAGUGACCUAUAAUCGAUAUCUUCAAGCUUUGGAGGAUUUACAACAAACUCUGCCGGAAGAAAAUCGAGGUAUGCCACUUACUCAAGAACAGGAUGAGAGAGUUUGGUUAGACUUGACUUGUGGGCCGAGUAGAUAUGGGUAUGCAUAUGGAAUGCCGCAUAAAACCUUUCGUGAAUUUUCUUCUGAGUUUGAAGGCCUAAAUAGUUCAAAUCAUGAUGAAUCAAUGAAGAAAAAUUUGGCUAUGGAGAAAAAGAUUGUUGAGCUAUCUAGCCAAGCCGAAGAAUCACGGGCUAGGGAAAGGCGGUUGGAAUUACAGUUUGCGGAUCUUAAGGCUCAAUUCGAUGCAUUACUUGUUUCUGGAGGGAUUCCCCCUUGUUCUGGUGAUGUCACUUUUCCUCCUCGACCUCCUCAAUCUCAACCUACUCAAUAUCCAAUGCAUGGUCAACAAAGAAAUAUGACCCAUGAGACUAGUAGUGAUGAAGAAAGUGAUGAUUAUGUGGCAAACACACUACCACAUUAG